Messenger RNA from Misgurnus anguillicaudatus (oriental weatherfish), 1885 nucleotides. RefSeq names its product butyrophilin subfamily 3 member A3. The record is from RefSeq and is a predicted model, not a curated record. Lineage: Eukaryota; Metazoa; Chordata; Actinopteri; Cypriniformes; Cobitidae. Gene Ontology annotation, molecular function: protein binding.
AUCGGCUUUCCGGAAACCCCCGAGUCAUGUUCGCUCGUUUUCGGCUCCGUGUAGUCAUGGUACGUAAACAAGGUCAAGCAUUCGCUGCAGUAUAACUCUACACAUACUUUAUCUCUGUCGACAUCAAUUCAUCUAGCGGAACAGCACAUCUCUAACAGGAAGCCAAGAUGAUGCAGUGUCUUCAGUUUCUGGUUGAACCAACUAAGAAUGUUACCAUGAAGUUUAAGGAGUUUCGCAAAAAGUCAAAAAAUGAGAAGCAAGAACCUCUGGAUGACAGCCAGGAGUUCAUUGUGAGCCUUGCUAAGGAUCUGGCCAGAGUCUGUCAGAGGUCGGAGGUGCUGGAGCAUAUCUCCAGAUGUGAGGAUGUUUGGCCCGUUCUCACCUGCAAGGCCGUCAUUCUGGAGUGGGCAUCUGUGUUAGAGAGCAAGAAGAGACCGAUGCAGACGGAUGGAUGGCCAGAGAAAAGCGACUGGAAGGAUUUGGCUCUGAGCAGUGAGCAGGAUAUGGAGAGUGCCAAAAGAGUCAUUUGCACCUGGAUCAAAGACCUGAGGGCUCAACCUGAGCAAAGUGUCUGGCCUGGAGAGCAGGUGGUGUUGGUUUUGGAUGAUUUUGAGAAUCACUGGAGAAGAGGCCAUAUGGUCACUUUACAGUCAGCUAUGGAGCUGGUGUUCUGGACCCUUCUCAACAAAGAAAUAGACAAGGAGAACAUUCCCCAAAAGUGGCUUAUGUGGAAACAGAGGAGCCAAAAAAUUGGUGCCACCCCCUACAUUCCUCACAAAGUUUGGAACUGGAUCUGUGAUCCCGGAGUGUUGGUGACUCUAGACCUGGACACGGCCAACCCUGACCUGCUGAUCGCUGAGAAUAAGAGGCGCAUGCGCUGCGGUUUCGAACGUAAAGACGUGCCCAACUAUCAUCAGCGCUUCGACGGUUGGUGGUGCGCGGUCGGAACGGAAGGUUUCAGCUCCGGUCGCCAUUACUGGCAGGUUGACGUCGGAGAAAUGGACUGGCGUAUCGGUGUGGCCAAGGAGUCGGCCUUGCGUAAGGGUUUUAAGUCCCUGAACAGCGACACCGGCUACCUCACCCUGCGUUUGGAGCGAGGCACCGAGCUGAAGGCCUUGACCGUCCCCUUCACCUCCCUGCCUGCCGACUCCAUUCCCCGAAAGAUUGGCAUCCACUUGGAUUUCGAUGAGGGUCAGCUGUCCUUUUAUGACGUGGAGCGCCGCUCUCACAUCUACACCUACAAUGAGUCGUUCGACGGUAAACUCUUCCCGCUCUUCGGGACGGUGGACAUCGUGAAAGACCUGGUGAUCCUGUCACCUGAAGGCAGGGCCAACUGCGUGUGUCCCAGCAUGUGUCUGUGGGUUGAGACCCCCGGUUUAUAAACAAUAGGGGUGUUUAAUCUUCACACCAGUUGUUCUCAAUUGGUAGGGUUGCAUAUAGCAGACACACAGUGAUUAAUAGUAGCAUGCGUUGACAAUAUUAGUGAUGGAUAUUGAUUGUCAGCAAGUCCACUUUCUUGUGCUCUCUCCAACUUUUGUUAAUAUACGAAUAUGUCUUAAGUCAACACAGCUUAUUGGUAUAGAAAAUAUAACUUAGAUUACAUCAAAAACAAGUUCACUAAAAUACUGUAUGAGUCUAAAAACGAAACCAGUUGAGAGCUACUGCUUUACGCCUCUCAUUAGCAUUAAAUAAAACACUGGAUCAUGUUAGUUGGAGUCAUGAUUAAUAACUUCAUUAAAGUAGUGUGAGAUCUAUUUCGGCUACUGUUAUUGUACUGCUGCUGCACUUUAUUAAUGUAGUGUGUUCAAACUUUCAUAUUCAUCUGACAAUCUUAAAUCCUGUCAUGAAAAUGCACUUUAUGCAAAUAAAUGUCAAUUCAAAUUCA